GGGCACGAAUCGCAGCGUACUCUGUUCUUUCCCUGUUUGUUAUCUACGACUAGAUUUUUUCUUCUUUUCUUUUCUUUCUAUCUUUCUUUCUCUCUCUCUCUUUUUUCACUUUAAGACCGGCUUUGCUUUCUGCUGGGGUUGGGAGGGGGCGAUCUUUCCCCAUCACUCACAUCUUUGUUCAUUGUUCACUGACUGGAAGGCAGGCGACUUAAAGAGACGAAAGAGAGGGAGGGGGAAAAAAGAAGGGAAAGAAGAAGAAGAGGAAAAAGAAGAGGGGGAGCAAGGAAAGGAAAGGAAGACAGAAAUGGGGUAUGUGCGUGUGGAGAGCGCCCCUUUGUCCCCGCCCCCACCCGGGCCGGGCUGGAUGGUAAAACUGUAAGCCAGCGCCCGGAGGGUCGCCCGGAAAGUGGACAUUAUCGCUUUAAUUAACUUCGAGAUGCUCCGGCGGCGGGACCUGGCGUAACCGUGACGCGCCCCCAUAAAUCUGCCCGGCCCGGGGCUGCUCGGAGAACUCGUACAGUAGCGGCUGCAGACCCAACGCGCGCCUCCCGGUCCGGCGCCUAUUUGCAUAAUUGGAUUUUCUUUCUUUCUUUCUUUCUUUCUUUCUUUCUUUCUUUCUUUCUUUCUUUCUUUCUUUCUUUCUUUCUUUCUUUCUUUCUUUCUUUCUUUCUUUCUUUCUUCCUUCCUUCCUUCCUUCCUUCCUUUCUUUCUUUCUUUCUUCCUUCCUCCCUUCCUUCCUUUCCUUCCUUCCUUCCUUUCUUUUUUUUCUUUUCUUUUCUUCUCUUCUCUUUUCUUUUCUUUCCUUUUCUUUCCUUUUCUUUUCUUUUCUUUUCUUUUCUUUUCUUUUCUUUUCUUUUCUUUUCUUUCUUUUCCUUUUCGUGGCCUCCGGCUUCCUCCCCGAAACUAGUUUGAAUACCCAAUCCAGAACCGCGACGACCUGCACAUUCUAAAGCAAGUGCCAAUUCCUGCCCACAACGGCUUUAAGAAUACCUUUCAGCCAGCAGGGAGCUCCGUUGCUUUAAGACUCUCCAGAUUCUUCCCAUAUGUGUAAGGACACAAUGGGUACCCUCUCAUGAGGUUGUUGUAAGGACUGAACUUGGGCUACAUCAAGGGUAGUCCAGCACUCCGGGAACCAGGACGCCCCUCUGGCAAUCUGUCAGUGCCUGGAUCAGCUGCAUCCUUUCUGGGGUAUUUUCUCACCAGACUGACAGUCCUUAAGACAAGUAUGCAGUUAAGCUGCUAAGGGAUGGAAGAAGCCAGUCUGUGCCUUGGCGUGUCCUCGGCGGCGGCAGCGCCUGAAGCUGAGUCCCACCUGAGCAGCCCGGUGCUCAACGGCCAGUAUGCCAUGAGUCAAAAGUUGCAUCAGAUCACCUCCCAGCUCAGCCAUGCCUUCCCCGAGCUGCAUCCGCGCCCCAACCACGAGGAGAAAGCCGCGCCUGCGCCCCUAGACGACAAGGCCCAUGUGGCUCUGAGCGGGCAGCCCAUGGGCAGUCAGAUGGCGCUGCUGGCCAACCAGCUGGGCCGGGACGUGGAUACCAGUCUCAACGGCCGGGUGGACCUUCAGCAGUUCCUCAAUGGGCAGAACCUGGGCAUUAUGUCCCAGAUGAGUGACAUCGAGGACGACGCCCGCAAGAACCGCAAGUACCCCUGCCCCCUAUGCGGCAAGCGCUUCCGCUUCAACAGCAUCCUCUCCCUGCACAUGCGCACGCACACGGGCGAGAAGCCCUUCAAGUGUCCCUACUGUGAUCACCGGGCAGCGCAGAAGGGCAACCUCAAGAUUCACCUGCGGACCCACAAGCUGGGCAACCUGGGUAAGGGCCGGGGGCGCGUGCGCGAGGAGAACCGCCUGCUGCACGAGCUGGAGGAGCGCGCCAUCCUGCGGGACAAGCAGCUCAAAGGGAGCCUGCUGCAGCCCCGGCCUGACCUGAAGCCCCCGCCGCACGCCCAGCAGCCCCCGCUGGCCGCCUGCAGCCUGGCCCUGCCCGUGGCCGCCAACCACAGUCUGCCCGACAUGGCCAACCCCGUGCCCUCGCCCAAGCCGGCCAGCGUGCAGGAGGAGGCUGUGGCGCCGGCCGGGGCGGGCUUCCGCUGUACCUUCUGCAAGGGCAAGUUCAAGAAGCGCGAGGAGCUGGAGCGCCACAUCCGCAUCCUGCACAAGCCCUACAAGUGCACGCUGUGUGACUUCGCUGCCUCGCAGGAGGAGGAACUUAUCAGCCACGUGGAGAAGGCCCACAUCACGGCCGAGUCUGCCCAGGGCCAGGGCCCCAACGGCGGCGGCGAGCAGUCGGCUAACGAGUUCCGCUGCGAGGUGUGCGGACAGGUGUUCAGCCAGGCCUGGUUCCUCAAGGGCCACAUGCGGAAGCACAAGGACUCCUUUGAGCACUGCUGCCAGAUCUGUGGUCGGCGCUUCAAAGAGCCCUGGUUCCUGAAGAACCACAUGAAGGUGCACCUCAACAAGCUGUCGGUGAAGAACAAGUCCCCCAGUGAUCCCGAGGUGCCCGGGCCCAUGGGCGGCAUGGCCCAGGAGGCCCAUGCCAACCUGUACUCCAGGUACCUCUCCUGUCUGCAGAGUGGCUUCCUGGCCCCGGACAAGACUGGCCUGAGUGAGCCCAGCCAGCUUUACAGCAAAGGGGACCUGCCCAUGAAGGAGAAGGAGGUCUUGGGGAAGCUGCUGUCCCCUAUCUCUAGCAUGGCCCACGGCGUCCCCGAGGGUGACAAACACUCCCUCCUGGGGUGCCUCAACCUAGUCCCCCCAUUGAAAUCCAGCUGCAUUGAGCGGUUGCAGGCGGCUGCCAAAGCAGCCGAGAUGGACCCGGUCAACAGCUAUCAGGCUUGGCAGCUCAUGGCCAGGGGCAUGGCCAUGGAACACAGUUUCUUGUCUAAGGAGCACCAGCUUCAGCGCAACCAUGAAGACACUCUGGCAAAUGCCGGGGUUCUGUUUGACAAGGAGAAGCGGGAGUAUGUGUUAGUGGGAGCAGAUGGCUCCAAGCAGAAAAUGCCUGCGGAGCUGGUUCACAGCGCUAAAGUGGGCAAUCAGAGAGACCUGCCAAGUAAGCUCGACCCUUUAGAAGGCGGGCGGGAGUUUUUGUCACACGGCCUGAACCCGGCACUUGAAUAUAACCUGCAGGGGCCAGGGAGCCUGAAGGAGAAGCCCACCGAGUGCCCUGACUGUGGCCGAGUGUUCCGCACCUACCACCAGGUGGUUGUGCACUCCCGCGUCCACAAGCGGGACCGUAAGGCGGAUGAGGAUGGCUUGCACAUGGCCCUGGACGAGCGCCGAGGCUCGGGCAGUGACCAGGAAUCACAAUCUGUGAGCCGCUCCACUACACCAGGCUCCUCCAAUGUCACUGAGGAGAGUGGGGUCGGAGGUGGGCUUUCCCAGACCGGAAGUGCCCAGGAGGACAGCCCGCAUCCCUCCUCCCCGUCCUCCUCAGACAUUGGCGAGGAGGCUGGGAGAGCUGCCGGCGUCCAGCAGCCCGCGCUGCUUCGCGACAGGAGCCUGGGCUCGGCCAUGAAGGACUGCCCCUACUGUGGGAAGACCUUCCGGACAUCCCAUCACCUAAAGGUCCACCUGCGGAUCCACACAGUGUAUGUCCACACCAUAACCAGCAGGAGGAAAGGAAGUGACUUGUACCCACAAGGUGAGAAACCCUACAAAUGCCCGCACUGUGAUUACGCUGGCACCCAGUCCGCAUCUCUAAAAUACCACUUAGAACGACACCACCGGGAGCGACAGAAUGGAGCGGGUCCCCUGUCAGGACAGCCCCAAGACCACAGGGAGGAGAUGUCCAGCAAAGCUGCCUUGUUUAUCAGGCCUGACAUCCUCAGGGGGGCUUUUAAGGGUCUCCCAGGGAUCGACUUCAGAGGUGGCCCCUCCUCUCAGCAGUGGACAUCGGGAGUGCUCUCAUCUGGCGAUCACUCUGGACAGGCCACUGGUCUGCCCUCAGAGACUCCUUCUGAGACUCUCAAGGGUGCUGACCUUCCUUCCAAGAGCCUCCACUUCUCUGAAAUUGGAAGGGCCUAUCAGAAUAUUGUGAGUAAUGGAGUGAAUUUCCAAGGAUCCUUGCAAGCUUUCAUGGAUAGAUUUGUCCUAAGUUCCCUGAAGAAGGAGAAGGACGUGAAGGACAAGGCCCUGUCUGACCUUCCUUCCACAAAAGUCCAUGGGGCAGAUGGUGGUGAAGAGAAAGCAAGCGUUAAGUUGGCCCCCAGGAAGUCUGAGAAGUCUCAGUAUGAGCCUCUUGACUUGUCAGUGCGGCCAGAUGCCCCUUCCCUCCCAGGAUCCUCUGUGACUAUGCAAGACAGCAUUGCCUGGCAUGGCUGCCUGUUCUGUGCUUUCACCACUUCAUCCAUGGAGCUCAUGGCCCUUCAUCUGCAGGCCAACCACCUGGGCAAAGCCAGACGCAAAGAUAAUGCCAUUGGGGGGACAGCUAACUGUAAAGAACAAGCCCCCCGGGAGGCCAGCAAGCUGACUCUGCUGCCCUCAGCACAGUCAAACAAAGAGUUGGGGCUGCCCAACAUGAUGGCACCCUUAGACUCCGCUGCUGAGAAGAUGGCUCAAGGACAAGUCAAAGAGACUCUAGGGGAGCAGAGGAGUGGCCCUUGGCCUGGCCAUGUGGACCCUGCCUUUUGCAACUUCCCCUCAGACUUCUACAAGCAGUUUGGGGUCUAUCCAGGCCUAGUUGGUUCUGGAGCCUCCAGUUCCUGCCCCAACAAGGAGCCUGAUGGGAAGUCCCACUCAGAAGAUGAUGCCCCAAUCCUCAUUCCGGAAACCACAAACAAGAACACUACUGAUGACCUCUCCGACAUUGCUUCCUCAGAGGACAUGGACUCCUCCAAGGGAGAGAACAAUGAUGAAGAAGAUAUCGAGACAGAGCCAGAGCCUGUGAGCAAACAGCAGUCUGCCCUCAGCAAGGACGGUGAUGGAGGCGACAGCCUGUUGCCCACGGGCCCUCCUCAGCCCAUCCAGGGACUCGUGUCACCUUUAUCCCAGGUGUCGGAGAAGCAGUGGCACGGCCCAGGCCUUCUUGCACCCCAGGACCCUGCAGUGGGGCUGCCCAAGCCAGAGCGGGGGCCUCAGGGCCUGGAGAAGCCAAUGAACAUGCUGUCGGUCCUCAGGGCCUACAGUUCUGAUGGCUUAGCAGCCUUUAAUGGACUUGCAAGUAGCACAGCCAAUUCUGGAUGUAUCAAGAGGCCAGACUUGUGUGGUCACAGGCCUUUCCAGUGCCGCUACUGUCCCUACAGUGCCUCUCAGAAGGGGAACCUGAAGACCCACGUCCUGUGUGUCCAUCGCAUGCCUUUUGACAACAGCCAGUAUCCUGACCGCAGGUUCAAGCGCUCCAGAGUCGACUCAGAGGCUUCUGGGAGUUUUGAAGACCCCACAGCUGUCAAGGCGGGGAGCUCAGCAGAGCUCACAGAGGAAGGGGGCAAGACCCAGGAGGAGCGCAACUGAAUAGACCAACCUGUAUAUUCCAAUAUUAUUUUACACCGUUUAAAUAUUAUGCAUCUGGUACAAGAGUUUGCUUACUGCAUUUCAAAGGGGGGGAAGAAAGAAAAUCGUGUAAACUCUCCCCCACCCCACUAGUGUAUAGAACAUUUAAAAAAAAUUAAAAGAUAUCUAUAUCUCUCUCUAUAUAUAUACAUAUAUAUAUAUUCACAGAAAAUCCCCAGCCCUUGAAAAUGGCUGCUAAACUGUUACCCGGCAACAAGUACUUCCAAACAAUGAAGGUAGGAGAAAAGGGAUUUCAGAAAAGCUUGGAGGCCUCUGAGCUCGGGAAGCCGGGAACUCAAUGUGAAAGUCGUAUUUGUUUAAAAAAAGAAAGAAAGAAAGAAAGAAAGAAAGAAAGAAAGAAAGAAAGAAAGAAAGAAAGAAAGAAAACAAUAAUAAUUAAAAUCAUGCUCUUAACUGAAAAACGAUCCCCAUCAAAAUGAUUUUGCGUUGCCUUGAAGAUGGAGGGGCUGUGUUUUCAUUGUUGAAAACACCUCUAUAAUCUGACACCAGCUGCUGUCAUUUGCCUAACACCCUAAUGAGACUUGCUGGGAUGCAGCCCUGGUGCCAGUCAGACUGGAGCGGUCACUGCAGAGAAAAUCAAUUCACGUGGUGUCAUAACUGCACUCUCAGAGAAACCUUAGACAGCCCACAGCCAGCGCCAGGGCUGACCGGCACUGCAAAGCAUUGCCAUCUUCAAUGUGCAUUAAAAAAAAAAAAAUACACAGCCAAAUGAAUCAAUGGUCAGGAAGUGUCUGCAGACAAAUGUCCAUUGCAGGUUUGAUGAGUAAUUCUUUUCUUUUCUUCCUUUCUUUCUUUCACCAAAUUGCAAUAUAUAGUUUUUCUUCUUACUAGUCUUUUGUUUUCCUUUUCCCCUUCAAUUUUGGAUGUGAAAAUGUUGUUGAUUAUAAAAAAAAUAAUGAGUACAUUAUAUAACAUGUUGCUGAGAGAAAUUAGCCAACCCUAUACAGAGAAGGUGCUGGUGAGAAAAGGAAAUUGAUGUCAUAAUAGAAAGACUUUUUAUUAUGAUUUAAAACAUUUUACUUGAAUGAAGGCUGCUUCGGUCCUUGUUAUCAGAUUUUUUUCCCCAUGUGUUAGUUUUUAUAUGUGUCACAGACAUGAAGCAAGAGUUUCUUCUUCGGCGAGCUCUUAUGAAAUAGCUUGUAUUAAAUAUGAAUCUAAACAUCCUGCUUUCUAUUGCUAAUGAAGAAAACUGUUUGAGUUAAAAUGUCUGUUUUUGUAAAACAAAUGUGUUCUAUAUUUUUGUAGAUUUUAGAUUUUCUACUGAUUGGAUACUCCAAAUUUAUCAAGUUCUGCACCACCCAGAGGGAGCUUCUGAGAGCCAAUAAUGAAACACUUAUCUCAUUUUUUUUUUUUAAAGGCGUAAGAAGACCAGUUAAGGGUUUAUUCUUGAAUCUGCUAGAAUGACAUAAAAGUUCAGCCUUUUAACAUACUUUCUUUGAGUGACACGAAAUUGGUGCUGUUGUUUGUGACGGUAGAAAAGUAUUGAAGUCUUAACUUCUUCUAAAACUAAAUCAUUCAGACUUAAAAAAAAAUAAAAGUCAAUAUUUUCUUGCAGGCUGGGAGCACAGAAUAAAACCCCAGGGCCUUAAAAACUUCAGCUCUGCCUACAGCAGUUUACAAAAAAUACUAAACUGCAAUCAAUGUAAAUAAAAUGUUUAGCGCUAUCCUGAGACCAGAAGGAAUCUCAGGCUAAUAAGGAAUCCGGUUUGCAUAUGCUGUGGAGAGGGUGUCAUCUACCCGAGGUUUCAGUGUAAAUGAGGUCUCUGUGCAACUUGGACCCAUCUGGCAUAGAGCAAGCUGCUUUCUUGUUUUUCUAGAAUAGUUCUCACUGCCUUACUUAAAUCGAGUUGAUAAACUUAAUGCAACUGUUUCUAUGAUCCUAGAGAAAGGACUGAAAUGUUAUUGGAAACUUUCUGACUGUAGUAAGCUUUAGGAUUUUAACUGCACUACUGUGUUUGGUGGCUGUGCCAGUCGCUUGCUUUCUGUGUGUUUGCCCCGCCUUUGGUAUCUUAGCAGAGAAAAAUAUAUUUCAAAAAAAGAAGAAAAAAAAAGUAAAAAGAAAAAAAAAUAGAGGGAAAAAAAAAACGUGGAAAAAAAAAAAGAGAGAGCCACAUUCCAUUUCUAGCACUUUGGGGAGCUCUUUCAGUAUUCUUUUGUGUCUUCUGAGCAUCAUCAGAUGCGACAGGCAAUAAUUCUGUUUGUGACACUGGGAACAUCCCCUCUUCUUUGUGGCGUGUGUGUUGAUUCCAUUUUGUCCAGUGCUACCGUCCUUAUUUCCCCUUCUGACACAGGCCUCCUUUCCAGAACAUUUGUAACUUGUAAUACAAACAAGUGACAGCCACAGUGAUGCAGUGUCAGUUUCUGAAUGUCAUCAGGUUCUCAUAUCUAAACAUGUCAAGUUUUUUCCCUGUAACUUCUGUAGUCUGUGAUGCUGGUCAUAAUACUGUCUACAUUCCUACACAAAGAAAAAAAAAAUCUAUCUUGGAGGAAAUCUGAGAUCAAUAGAGUAGAGGAUUUUGUUGCUAUGCUUGUAACAAGUAGAAAACUUUGUAUUUAAAGUUUAUUCUUGGUCAUUAUUUAUUAUUAUAAUACAUCAGUUGACAGAACUUUAUUCUGGUAUAGAAAGUAUUAAAAGUUGUUUUUUCAGCAAUGACUGUUUUCUUUCUGCUGUUAGAAUAAAAUGUCUUUGAAGCAGUCCAGUUUUAUCCAGUGUUUUAUGCAAUAAAACCUCUACCUCUGGAAAAAAAAAGGUCAUCCUUUCCUCAUCACUUAUGUUUACUAGCAAGAAUGAUUAUUAUUAUUAUUAUUUUAUAUU
Molecule: messenger RNA, 8324 nt
Organism: Erinaceus europaeus (western European hedgehog)
Lineage: Eukaryota; Metazoa; Chordata; Mammalia; Eulipotyphla; Erinaceidae
Gene: ZNF536
Product: zinc finger protein 536
Exons: 9
Coding region: 1247-5449 (1400 amino acids)
Biological process (GO): regulation of DNA-templated transcription
Cellular component (GO): nucleus
Molecular function (GO): DNA-binding transcription factor activity, RNA polymerase II-specific; RNA polymerase II cis-regulatory region sequence-specific DNA binding
Source: RefSeq, a predicted model, not a curated record